Ipomoea nil (Japanese morning glory) is the source of this 2135-nucleotide messenger RNA. Its product is annotated as glycine-rich cell wall structural protein 1.8-like. The transcript is spliced from 6 exons. Lineage: Eukaryota; Viridiplantae; Streptophyta; Magnoliopsida; Solanales; Convolvulaceae. The record is from RefSeq and is a predicted model, not a curated record. The coding region runs from base 1 to 2103 and encodes 700 amino acids.
AUGUCAAAGGGACUCUAUCUUAUGGUUUACAUAUCUGAAAAUCUGAAUACAGAGAAUUACAUACCUUAUCUGACUCAGACUAGGCUGGCUGCCCUGAGGAUCAAGCAAAGAACUGUUGCAAGAUCCUUUACGGAGGCUGAAUACAAGGGGUUAGCUAAUGUUUGUGCUGAAGUGAUCUGGGUUAUCUCCCUCUUACGUGAGAUUGGCAUCACUGGGAUUUCAGUUCCAAAUUUGUGGUGUGAUAAUCUUGGUGCUACAUAUCUAUGUGUUAAUCCUAUUUUUCAUGCUCGCACUAAAUAUGUUGAAAUUGACUAUCAUUUUGUGAGAGACAGAGUUGCCAAGGGAGAGAUUCAAGUCAACUUUAUCUCUACCAAAGAUCAACCUGCUGACAUAUUUACAAAAACUUUAGCAGGUCCUAGGUUUGAAACCUUGGGGGGAGGGGGUGGUUUUGCUGCAGCUGCCUUGGGUGGAGGGGGCGGUUUAGCUGCAGCUGCCUUCAGAGGAGGUGGUUUUGCUGCAGCUACCUUCGGUGGAGGAGGUGGUUUGGCCGCUGCUACCUUGGGUGGAGGGGGUGGUUUUGCUGCGGCUGCCUUGGGUGGUGGGGGCGGUUUAGCUGCAGCUGCCUUCGGAGGAGGGGGUGGUUUGGCUGCGACUGCCUUCGGAGGAGGUGGUUUGGCUGCACCGACCUUUGGUAGAGGGGGUGGUUUUGCAGCAGCUACCUUCAGAGAAGGUGGUUUUGCUGCGGCUGCCUUGGGUGGAGGCGGCGGUUUAGCUGCAGUUGCCUUCGGAGGAGGUGGUUUGGCUGCGCCUACCUUAGGUGGAGGGGGUGGUUUUGCUGCGACUGGCUUAUGUGGGGGAGGUGGUAGUGGAUCCGAGGGUAAGGCCAAUACCUUGAGAGCUGGUGCGGGAGGAGGGGGUGGAGGAGGUUUAGGCUUUGCUUCGGGAGGAAUAGAAGGUGGAGGAGGUUUAGGUUUAGGCUUUGCUUCGGGAGGAAUAGAAGGUGGAGGAGGUGGAGGAGGUUUAGGUUUAGGCUUUUCCACGGAAGGUGCGGGAGGAGGGGGUGGAGGAGGUUUAGGUUUUGCUUCGGGAGGAAUAGAAGGUGGAGGAGGUGGAGGAGGUUUAGGUUUAGGCUUUGCCACGGAAGGUGCGGGAGGAGGGGGUGGAGAAGGUUUAGGCUUUGCCACGGCAGGUGCGGGAGGAGGGGGUGGAAGAGGUUUAGGCUUUGCUUCGGGAGGAAUAGAAGGUGGAGGAGGUGGAGGAGGUUUAGGUUUAGGCUUUUCCACGGAAGGUGCGGGAGGAGGGGGUGGAGGAGGUUUAGGCUUUGCUUCGGGAGGAAUAGAAGGUGGAGGAGGUGGGGGAGGUUUAGGUUUAGGCUUUUCCACGGAAGGUGCGGGAGGAGGGGGUGGAGGAGGUUUAGGUUUUGCUUCGGGAGGAAUAGAAGGUGGAGGAGGUUUAGGUUUAGGCUUUUCCACGGAAGGUGCGGGAGGAGGGGGUGGAGGAGGUUUAGGUUUUGCUUCGGGAGGAAUAGAAGGUGGAGGAGGUGAAGGAGGUUUAGGUUUAGGCUUUGCCACGGAAGGUGCGGGAGGAGGGGGUGGAGAAGGUUUAGGCUUUGCCACGGUAGGUGCGGGAGGAGGGGGUGGAGGAGGUUUAGGCUUUGCUUCGGGAGGAAUAGAAGGUGGAAGAGGUGGAGGAGGUUUAGGUUUAGGCUUUUCCACGGAAGGUGCGGGAGGAGGGGGUGGAGGAGGUUUAGGCUUUGCUUCGGGAGGAAUAGAAGGUGGAGGAGGUGGAGGAGGUUUAGGUUUAGGCUUUGCCACGGCAAGUGCAGGAGGAGGCGGUGGAGGAGGUUUAGGCUUUGCUUCGGGAGGAGGAGAAGGUGGAGGAGGUUUAGGUUUAGGCUUUGCUGCGGGUUGCAUUUCAAAACCUUGUGUCAAAUUAUCACUUACACUCUCACCAUUCUCCCCGGUAACCACUAUAAAUGAAGAUCCAACAAGCAGCACAAUAACCCAGAGGUUAGCCAACACCAGAAAACCCUUUGUUCCCUGGAAAAUACCCAUCUUUGCUUGGCUACCCACUUUAUCUUCUUCACUUCACUCACUUACAUAAAAACCCUGCAUGCAAAACCAGUAUUUAUAGCA